Ochlerotatus camptorhynchus is the source of this 3016-nucleotide messenger RNA. RefSeq names its product cardioacceleratory peptide receptor-like. Gene Ontology annotation, molecular function: vasopressin receptor activity; neuropeptide receptor activity. The transcript has 8 exons. Gene Ontology annotation, biological process: neuropeptide signaling pathway. Lineage: Eukaryota; Metazoa; Arthropoda; Insecta; Diptera; Culicidae. The coding region runs from base 50 to 1885 and encodes 611 amino acids. Gene Ontology annotation, cellular component: plasma membrane. The record is from RefSeq and is a predicted model, not a curated record.
AAUCCCACCUAUUGAGAAGACAAUAUUGGUUGAAUGCUGGUAUGGAACAAUGCUGUCACUCCUUGCCUGGGCAUAUAUUCGCCAGUACGCCUCACAUCAUCACAAUUAUCACCCCCUGCUCGAGCAACAUUCCAGUAGACCUUUGGAGCAGCAGGACUUCCUCGGUAUUCUCGCGCACUUUGGCACUCACCAUGCUGCCACCGAGCAAGUCAACCAAAGCCAUCAAUAUCCGUAUGACGACGCCUCCGCUGCUGGUGGUCGGAGAGUGAAUCUGACCUCGUUGCAUCAUAUCCCGCUGAGCGCUUGGCAAGGUGUCAAACGGACUGUGGACGUGGGUGGGAUUGGGUUCGUAAAUCUUAAUCACUGCUGUACCAACGAGAGUCGUUCUUCUAUUAUGCGAUUUAGUGAUAACAGUAGCAAUUUGCUGAUAACUGAACAGAGUGCCAUCGUUGAGGUGAGUGGCAGUGGCACUUCCGGGAGCCACGUGUCUCUCGUCGAGCAGGUCCGCAGUGGUGAGACGGACAUAAACGACAGUGUCGUGGGUGUUGUUGGACGUCCUUCCGGUGUCGGCGGGGCAGAAGAUGUGUUUAGUAUGAACAUCACUCCGGCACUUUCUCAGGUUUUAUUAGCGCCAACAUCGGCGAGCGGUCCCGGAGCUGUUAUAUCGGUUGCCACGGCCACCAAAGUCGGCACUGCCAACGACAACGUGACGAGCGAGGAGAUAAAUUCUUUUUAUUUUUAUGAGACUGAACAAUUCGCAGUAUUAUGGGCACUGUUCGCCGUGAUAGUGCUGGGAAACUCAGCCGUGCUAGUGACGUUAUUUUUGAACAAAAACCGAAAGUCCAGGAUGAACUUCUUCAUCAAGCAACUUGCCAUUGCAGAUUUAUGCGUGGGUUUACUCAGCGUGUUGACAGAUAUUAUUUGGCGGAUGACAGUAUCCUGGAAGGCCGGAAACAUUGCGUGCAAAGCCAUUCGGUUCGUUCAAGCUAGUGUCACCUACGCAUCCACCUACGUGCUGGUGGCUCUGAGCAUCGACCGGUACGACGCCAUCACACAUCCCAUGAACUUCUCCGGAUGCUGGAAUCGCGCUCGUCGGUUGGUUGCUGCAGCUUGGAGUUUAAGUGCGCUUUUCUCGCUUCCUAUUUUCUAUCUCUAUCAGGAAAAAUCCAUACAGGGAAGAAAGCAGUGCUGGAUUGAUUUGGUCGAUCCCUGGCGGUGGCAAGUGUACAUGUGUUGGGUUGCCAGCUCGCUCUUUGUUUUGCCAGCACUGAUCAUCUCAGCAUGUUAUGCAAUCAUCGUCAAGACAAUUUGGGCCAAGGGAGCAAUUAUGGGACCAAUCGAUCGAACUCGAAAUGGAAUUGCCGAUUUGGCCAGCAGGAGAGCCAGCUCACGGGGCAUCAUUCCAAAGGCAAAAGUAAAAACGGUCAAGAUGACUAUUGUAAUAGUGAUAGUAUUCGUACUCUGCUGGUCGCCGUACAUAGUGUUUGACCUGUUGCAAGUGUUUGGCCAGAUUCCGAACACCCAAACCAACAUUGCGAUUGCAACGUUCAUCCAAAGUCUGGCACCGCUGAAUUCGGCUGCCAAUCCACUGAUUUACUGUCUCUUCUCAACACAAGUCUGUCGAAUGAUCAAACGACUUCCCCCAUUCCGGUGGCUGUUGUCGUCCGAAUGGUGCUGUAAAAAUCCGGACGGUUCCUCCGGACGGGGAGCGCUGCGCAACGGGAUGGUGCUCAACGGAGGCCAACGGAUGCAGAACAACAACAGCAGUGACUCAAUGCGAACGUUGACCACCUCGCUGACGAUAUCCCAGCGGUCCUGCAUCAGGCCAUCGCGGGUCGUCAUCGUCGAGCGCCCGAAGGCAGCGCUCGCCAUGUCCGAAGUUUGAAGCUAACUAUUUAUUCCUGUAGUGUAUGGCGAUGACGCCGUAGCAAUUGUACUGUCUAAUAGAGUUUAAGUAUUUAUUGACGUGUAAAUAGAAACUUAGUACGUAAAGCUCAUAGUCUGGGCCAGACUGGUUCGGGUAAUGAAGAAGCAUGAAAUGAUGAGUUUUUGGCAGUCUAAUAGUACCGAGAAAAAAAAAUAAGCAGUACAUUUGUUUUUAUUUACACAAAAUUGAUAGUUAACGUAAGGCAAUAUAAUUAAAAACAGCUACGAUGAAAAAGACAACAUGCUCAAACAAAAUAAUUUACAAACUAUAUAAAAAUCAUUUCAACUAAAAAAACAAUCAAAUCACAUGUCACAAGCUCAAAACUACAAAUUAAUUUCAAGUUCUCCCAUUUUCUGAACCAGUCUAAUAGUGCCGUUGAACGAGCAGAAGGAAACUUUUUGAUAACGAGUGAAGAAACAAAUAUAAUUUUCCUUGAAAAUAACACAAAUACGUUCUGCAAGCGACGUGCUGUGACUAACUCAGAUCGGUUACGGAAAAUUAGCUGAUAAUGAGUACGGAAAAUGAAAAAGCAGAACAACUUUUUGUCCCGGGCCUCCGGUUAUAACGAUGUAUUAUGUGAGAUUAUAUUAAAAAUAAAAAGCUCUGCCAGUUCAGUCCGAUGACGAGGGAAGACUAAGAAUCGUUAGGAAAACAACAGCUGUAAGAAAAACUCAUCAAAGGAAAAGUGAAAACAAAACGAAAAAGACAGGGAAAACAAUUUAGUUUAAUGUGUUCGAGCUUUGACCUGAUUGCAUGACGGAGAACUAGUGUAAAAGAUGGCUGUCGUGACUGGCUGGCAAGGGGAAUGAGUUGUUGCUUGAGAUGUGUGAUGUGACUCUUGAAAGUCAGCAACAAGACGAGCAAGCAAGAAACAAAAGCACUUAACGAUGCUAAACGGAAAACAAAUUAUCAACAUUGUUUUUUUCGCUCUGAAACCAGUGCAUAAUUAAUGUUUGGAGAAUCUGUCACAUGCUUGUUGCUACGACUCGUUUAACAUGUACGCGUAUACAUUAAUGCAUGUAGGAUAUGUUUCAUUCAUGUUGUUUUGUAAAUCGGACAUGAAUGGUCACAGACGUGAAACUGGUGUAC